UGAACAUGUAGUCUCAACCUAGCUGGGGUAAUAGUGUGAAAGUCGACGUUCUGCAAAAUUGAUAGUUUUAUGCAAAAUUUACAUUUUUAAUAAAAAUUUGAUAUAAACUAAAAAAAAUAUUCAAAUGGUCAACUUAUAUAUUGUUAAAAAUAAUAACAAUAACAGCAAGUAAUAAAUAGAUGAGAUUAAUGAUUGCUUCUUCUGAAAGAAAAAUUUACGUAUGGGGUGGACCUCGAGCAAGUUUCACAAAUAGAAUGGGUUGUAAGCUGAGUAAGCUUGCUACCUCGGCAAUAUCACAGGCACAAGCUACUGGAAACUCAAACCGCGACAGUCCACCUCCACCUCCAAAAACAGACCCCAGACUUCCUCUCACUGCAAGACAAAAGUAUUUAUUAACAGCAAGUUGGAAAGCUAUUGUCAAAGCGAUGGAGCCGACUGGCAUCUACAUGUUUGUCAAGUUAUUUGAAGAGAAUACUGAUGUUAUAAGCUUUUUCGACAAAAUGAAACAUUUAAGAACGAAAGAGGAACGAUCCUCAAGUACUGAACUAGCUGACCAUGCGCAAAAAGUGAUGAAUGCGCUUGAUGAAGGAAUUCAAUGUCUUGAUGAUAUGGAUAUAUUUCUAACAUUUUUACAUCAAAUUGGUGCUACGCAUUCAAGAAUACCUGGGUUUAAUAGAGAACUAUUUUGGAAAAUUGAGUUGCCCUUUUUAGCAGCAAUGCAGAUGACACUACAUGACCGUUUCACAGAUAAUGUGGAAAAUAUCUAUAAGUUAACAAUCAAGUUCAUCAUUGAAACAUUAAUAGAAGGAUUUGAUGAAGCUCAAGCAAAAAACAAAUGUACAGGCAAUAAACUCUAAGAUAAAGAUUGAUUUUUAGUCUUAAAAAAUUGAAUUGUUUGAGUAAUUAUUUAAUGACAGUCAAGACUGGUUGUGGGACCUAUUAUAUACUUGAAAAUAUAAAAGAGGAUUUUUUAAACGAAUGAAUGUUUGCGCAUUGAUA
Molecule: messenger RNA, 999 nt
Organism: Phymastichus coffea
Lineage: Eukaryota; Metazoa; Arthropoda; Insecta; Hymenoptera; Eulophidae
Product: neuroglobin-like
Exons: 4
Coding region: 180-857 (225 amino acids)
Molecular function (GO): heme binding; oxygen binding
Source: RefSeq, a predicted model, not a curated record